AGCCAUAGUGCCAAGUUGAUGUCUCUGGGUGUAGCUGUGGGCGAACUUGGACUAUGGAGAAAUGUCCGAUGGUCAAGUCCGUGAGAUUUACUUGCCUUCGGUGAUGUGAUGAAUAAUAGAUACCAUGGACUUGUUCUCAAAGCCAGUUCUCACGUCGGAGUACGCUUGUACAUCAAAGGAAAGCGCGUGGUGUUGCUGUUUCGAAUUUUGUGGUGGUUUAAUCGUUUUUGUUCUUGAGACGCCUUUGUCGUCAGUUCAAACUCAACAUGUCAAACGCAUCUACAUGAUCGUCGAGCGCCUUCAGCUCUUUCCUCUGCCAUGACAGCUUCAUCAAUAUCUUCACAAGGUCUUAAGACCAAGCAAUCGAGAGUCGUUAGCAACUCAUGCACACGUGACAUCUGACUUGAGCCACAAGUCCACUCUCUAACAGUUGACAGACCGCCCUCGACCGGCAGAUUGUCUCGACAACAAAUAAUUCAGCUCAUAUCACCCGCCACAAUCACCGCUGAUCUUCAUUGACUUGAACCAAUCCGCGCAUGCCAUCUCCCCAGCACUGAAAGCCCAUUCGGG
Messenger RNA from Colletotrichum godetiae, 570 nucleotides. RefSeq lists its product as uncharacterized. The transcript has a single exon. The record is from RefSeq and is a predicted model, not a curated record. Lineage: Eukaryota; Fungi; Ascomycota; Sordariomycetes; Glomerellales; Glomerellaceae. The coding region runs from base 125 to 322 and encodes 65 amino acids.